Molecule: messenger RNA, 3562 nt
Organism: Adelges cooleyi (spruce gall adelgid)
Lineage: Eukaryota; Metazoa; Arthropoda; Insecta; Hemiptera; Adelgidae
Product: F-box/LRR-repeat protein 20
Exons: 11
Coding region: 547-1908 (453 amino acids)
Biological process (GO): SCF-dependent proteasomal ubiquitin-dependent protein catabolic process
Cellular component (GO): SCF ubiquitin ligase complex
Molecular function (GO): protein binding
Source: RefSeq, a predicted model, not a curated record
AUCGUGAUUCAGUCGAGCGCUGCUGUGGCCGGCAGUGGCGGACGGUGGUGGUGCCAUUUGAGCGCGCUGUUACGUCGUGUUUGUUGUUAUCCGCCUCCUUUGUUUCGACCGUGUACGCUUGUGUGUAAAUAUUUUUGUUGUUGCGCUGGUAUGACGAGCCGUGACUACUGCUAUAAUAACGACGGCCACCGGACGACGACAGCGGCAGGCCUAGCAGCAACAACAGCAGCGGCUAGUCUGGCCGUGGUGGAAAAAGAGUGGUACGGCGCCGUGACGGCGUAAGGCCUAGACCCGGACAAUGGUUUUUGUUGCGUUGUACCAAAGCGUGGACCCUCAAGUCGUCGUCUCCAACCGCCGACGUUGUACCGUCGACAGUCGCGCGGUCCGUCCGAAUUCGUCGUAUUGCCGCCAACUGCAAUAAUAAUAUUUGUAAUUAAUUAAUUAUUAACAAUAAUUUAAGUAGUACGAUAAUAAUAUGCUACCGUUUACUUUGGGGUGAAUGUCAAGGUAUUCAAUGCAAAUUUAUGCCUGAACUUAAAUGUGACCAUGGAAACACUUAUAAGAGAGGUGCCUUCUAAUACGCAUCAUCACAAUCAUUCGACCGUUUCGAAUAUGAAACAUAGUUAUGUACAGUUAACCAAAACGUUUUUGGACGAAGAUGCUCAAAUAAAUAAAAAAUUACCAAAAGAACUUUUAUUACGAAUAUUUUCAUACCUAGAUGUCGUAUCACUAUGUCGAUGCGCUCAAGUAUCUCGAGGAUGGAAUGUACUGGCCUUGGACGGAAGCAAUUGGCAAAAAAUCGAUCUGUUCGAUUUCCAGACUGAUGUUGAGGGCCCAGUAAUAGAAAACAUUUCAUGUAGAUGUGGUGGUUUUCUGCGACAAAUUAGUCUGCGCGGAUGUCAGUCUGUCGGUGAUGGUUCUCUGAAAACUCUUGCUCAGUAUUGUAAUCACAUUGAAUACAUAAACCUUAAUGGUUGUAAGAGGAUUACUGAUAGCACUAGUCAAUCUUUAAGUCAGUAUUGUAAAAAGCUGCUGUCAAUAGACAUUGGCUCUUGUUCUAAAGUGACCGAUUUGUCUUUGAAGGCUAUUUCCGACGGUUGCCCAAACUUGACUCAUGUCAAUUUAUCGUGGUGUGAAGGAAUUACUGAAAAUGGCGUAGAAGCAUUGGCACACGGCUGUCCUAAACUCAAGUCCUUCAUAUCCAAAGGAUGUGCAAGAAUGACGACACGAGCAAUUAGUUGUUUGGCAGAGCAUUGUGCGCAGCUAGAAGUAAUCAAUCUACAUGGCUGCAAUAGUAUUGAAGACGAAUCUGUGAUAAAGUUGGCCAACAACUGUAAUAACUUAAAAUAUUUGUGCUUGGCUAAUUGUUCCUUACUGACUGAUAAUUGCCUCGUGGCUCUAGCUCAACAAUGCGAUCAGUUAAAUACUCUUGAAGUUGCGGGCUGUUCACAGUUUACCGACACCGGGUUUCAAGCUCUUUCCAAAACUUGUCAUCUUAUGGAAAAAAUGGAUCUGGAAGAAUGUGUCUUGAUAACAGAUUCGACUCUAGUGCAUCUGGCAAUAGGGUGUCCACGUCUAGAAUAUUUGAGUUUAUCCCAUUGUGAACUGAUCACCGACGAGGGCAUCAGACAUCUGGGUACGUCUACAUGUGCAUCAGAACACUUGGCUGUACUAGAAUUGGACAACUGUCCGUUAAUCACUGACGCGUCUCUCGAGCAUCUCAUUAACUGUCAUAACUUACAAAGGAUAGAGUUGUACGAUUGCCAACUCAUCACACGGACAGGAAUAAGACGACUUCGAACACAUUUGCCCAACAUAAAAGUACACGCGUAUUUUGCGCCCGUGACACCGCCGCCAUCCACAGGCAACAGCCGUCAGCGCUAUUGUCGAUGUUGUGCUAUAUUGUGAGCCUGGCUUGAAGGCUGGCCGUGCGUGUUACGUACGUGUACCGCCUGCCUGCAGUCUUUGGCCAGCGUCUCGCAAUACAUUUGCCCGCCAUGCAUAAAGAUGUGAUUUCUUAUUUACAAAUAUUAUUUUAUUUUUUAACUUUUUUAUUUAAGUAUAGUUUUGAAUAAAUAUAUAUAUAUUGUAAUGAAGUAAUUUUAAGUUUUGUAUAGGUGUUUAUUAUAGAGAAAAUACAUAUUAUAUAUUUAUUUAUAUUUAUACACUUAUGAUGUGAUUAACCAAAGUUAUAUUAUUCUGAUAUUUUCGUUUUUUAAUUUUAAUCGUGUUAUAUAAUUAUAACAAAGUAUCCUUAAACCCAGUCACUCGUUGAAAUUUUAUUAUUUUAUUUUAUGACGUCGUAUGAGCUUUGUAGCUGUUUUGUUUUUAAACUUUUAAUUUUUUUUUUGUCUAAAAAUGAAUUACCAAAAUCUUAAUGCAAAGACUUCAUCUUUGGUUAAUCUCAUUGUGUAUUUUUAAGUAUAUUAUUACAAUAUUAAUCAUCUUGUUAUCUACUAUUUUCAAAUUGUGUUCCUUUUCGACAAUACAAAUUAUAAUGUAUACCCAUUGAUCCAAGUAUUGUUGUACCACCUCGUCCUUAGCAAUAAUUCAAACUAUUUCUCGUUGAAUCAAAUAAUAUGUUGAUGUUUAUUCAAAUAGUUUAUCUUACUGUUUUUGCUAUUUUUUUAAUUUACUUAUUUCCUUCUCAGUGUGAUGUUUAUCGAACAAUAAUGUUUCCUCUUAGUGUUAUAUUAUUAUUAUUAUUAUGAUUUUAGGUAAAUUAAUAAAACAAUUUAUUUCGCGUUAAUUAAAAUGGUGUCUGGCUUGAUACGACAAAUUAUUGUGUGCGUCCUCUUAAGACUGUUGGUGAAUAGGCGUAGAUCGGUUAGAAAACAUGUAAGCUUACGAUUCUCAAAAAUGCUUGUGUUAAUAUAUGUUUAGUAGAGCUUAGGAUUUUUGCUUUACGAGUUUUUAUUAUGUACGUUUUGCACAUAAUAUUAGUUCAUUUGUUUAACAUAUUUUAUUCAGUCUGAUCAGUUUACACAUUUCAUGAUAGGUAUUGUUUGAAUUUCAUCGUAGUGAAUUAUUAUUAUUAUUAUUAUAUUUUUUUUUAACUUUCAUUGUGUACAAUACACUGUAGUAUAUCGUAUGUGUAAUGUUUAUUUUAUAUUUACUGAUAUUCGCCAUAAGUCUGUAGUUAAGUCAACAUUUAUGUUUUUGUCUAAUUAACCCUCAGACAAAAUUUGAUUUUUCAUAACGGUAUAAUUUACAAUAUGUUGUACAUAUUGCAAAUACAAAAUUAACAAAAAUAUUUUUGACAUUUUCUUGCAGUAAAUUGCAAGUUUUUUUUUAAACUUACCAUAUUUUUGUACUUUUAUUAUGACAUUAUUAUUAUUAUAAAAAACAAAUUAUACAUAUGUAUGUAUAUAGAGGAUGCCUCACAACGUUUUGACAAAUUAUACAAAUGUCAAAACAGCGCGAGAUGCUCCGUAUACAACAGACCGACCAUAUUUUGCACAAUUUCUGUGGAAAUCUAAUCGUACAUAAUAUAUAGUGUAUAAAAACUGUGAUUUAUUUUUUGCUUGAUAAUUUUAUGAAUAAAAUGAAUUUAAUGAUUUAA